AAGCUAUUCAUUGUAUAGAAAAUAGUCAGAAAUUCAACUAGAAAGUAGUACAUUUUGUAACACACCCGAAAUCAAACCGUAUUUUUUAUUGUUUGUGCCAGUGAUCAACGUUCCCCUAACAAAAAGCUCAGUGACGCAGGACUCAACGUGUUAAGCUGUAACAUCGAUGGCCAAUUCUACUCUGAAUGCCGUCAUUUUCAAAAUUCGGAAUGAUUGACACUCAGUGUGCGUUCAUUAGGCAUGCGCCGAUAUUUCGCCAACAUUUUGUGGAUUCACGUGUUGAGGUGGAUGGCGCCUAGGCAACCGAGGUUUCACAACAAGGAUACACUUUCCUGUCUUGCUGGCCUCGAUUCGUGAAAAUUCAGACAGUCAUUGACGCGACAACUUCAAUGUUCAAUGCUGGGUGAAUCGUCUUCAUGGUGAAUAGAACACAUAAUGGUUCAAGCGGCGAAAGGAUGAUUUGUUGUGGCGUUAAGUACUAAAGUAGAGGUGAUAAGUUUUAUUUCGAAAAUGACUGACCCAGAUUCGGCCGUGAUAAAGAAGACUCAGAGUUCGCUGGGGAAAUACGUCAAGAAACCAGCUCUAACGGAGAAAUUGUUGAAGAAACCACCCUUUCGGUUCCUCCACGAUGUGAUUAAUGUGGUCAUCAAGGACACAGGCUUUCUCAAGGGAUUGUAUACGCCGGAGGAGCUCGUGUCGGAUAACAUCAAGGAUCGAGAGGCGAAAAUCGCUUAUCUUCAAAAGCUGAUUGACGUUACCAAGAUUGUGACAGGAAAGGAGCUGAAAGUUCGACCCUCCAAGGUUGUUGCCGGGCUUGAGCCAGAGAAGACGAAUGAACUGCUACAGGCGAUCGGUCAUGCGUUGGAUAAAAAACUUGACAGCUCUAGUGCAGUGAGUAUAAUUAAUGAAAAAGCAAGUGAUGGUGCUGAAAAAAAGGACGACAAUGCGAGUGAGCUGAAAAAGAAGGAGGAAAAGAAGAAUGAAGCGAAAAAUAAAGAUAAAAAGAAAGAGAAGACGAAGGAGAAAACAAAGGAGAAGGAUAGAGAUAAGGAGAAGGACAAAAUAAAACGAAAUGCUGGAGCAGAGGAAGCGAAAAAAAUUGAAUCAAGCUCUAAAAAUGAAAAACAAGAGAAGCAAGCUAAGGUGAGCGAAAAAGAGAAAGAAAAAACAAACAAUGCGAAUAAGACUGAAAAACUCAAAACAAGCGAUAAAAAGAAAUUGGAAAAAACAAAACCGAAGGACAAAGAAAAACAUGCUAAGCGAAACGACGCGAUUAAAGAAGAGCCCACAGAUGUUACCGUCAAACCACAUAUCAACGGCACUGUCCAAUCAAGCUUGGAUACUGAUAGCAAAGAAAGUGAUAAUCUCGAUGUUAAUGGUAAACCCUCCGCCGAAGAGGAAUUGAUUGUUACGAUUGAAGAGGAUGCUGAGGUUCGACGCAUCGAACGCAGUUCCAGUCGAAAAUCGUCUCUGAAGAAGCAGGGUAGUCUGACUACGAGUGAAAAUAACGCCUUGGCAGACCUGAAUCAAUUCAAUGGAUUGGAGAUUCAAGGUCUGAGCAGACAAAAUAGUGGUAUAAUGGUAGAGCCGUUAGUGAGACACGAUUCGGAUCCAGUAGAACCCAUUGCAUCGGAACGAAUUUCCGCCAAACCGCCCAUAAACAGGCAACAGUCAGUAGAUAGCGUUAUGCGACCCAGGACCAGUUUGCGACCGCCCAGUGUACGGCCGCCAUCGGCCAGACCUGGAGCUCCCCGAAGGAAGGACAAAAAUGUUGAAAUUGUUCUGCAACCGAACGAGACGACCAAACUUGGAGAAAUAAACGUUAAGAUGGAAGUUUUCAACAACGACCUGCUCGAUGACGAUGGAGAGAAUUUAAUUGUUAUCGAGGAUCCAUCUCAACCCGAAGAAGUGUACAGCGAGUCAGGCACGAAACUAGGCGAUGUUCAGGAGGGGCAAGAGCAGGGUCAUUUAGUUCAGCAGAUUCUUGAAACACAGAAGGAAUUUUCUAACAUCCCUGGAGGGGACGUUAAUGCUGAAGUUGCGAAGAAAUCUGAUAUUGAAUGGACCAGUAAUCAGCGGCAGUCAUCGGCAAGGCAAAUGGAAGCGAUGAGGGAAUCGAUCCAAAAGCUGACUCGCUCAGUAAAUCCCCUCGGGAAAUUGAUGGAUUUUCUACAGGAGGAUAUUGAUUCAAUGGAACGCGAACUGGGCAGUUGGCAACAGUUAUAUGGUAAUGGGAUGGUAGAUUUGAACAAGGAACGAAGCAUGAACGAAAACGCAAUCGAACCAUUGAAGCAUCAGCUUGCACAGAUCGAAACCAACAUCAAAGAGUACAGUGAGAUGAUCGAUAUCACGAGAGCUAGUAUUCUACAGAAUGAGCAAAAAAUAGAGCGUCUUUACAUGACGGAAAUCUGAAUGAAAUUGUUCACCCGAGUUUUGUUUUUUUACUAUUUUAGAGAUUUUAUA
Molecule: messenger RNA, 2463 nt
Organism: Toxorhynchites rutilus septentrionalis
Lineage: Eukaryota; Metazoa; Arthropoda; Insecta; Diptera; Culicidae
Gene: IFT54
Product: TRAF3-interacting protein 1
Exons: 5
Coding region: 511-2412 (633 amino acids)
Biological process (GO): cilium assembly; regulation of microtubule cytoskeleton organization; intraciliary transport
Cellular component (GO): ciliary basal body; centrosome; intraciliary transport particle B
Molecular function (GO): microtubule binding
Source: RefSeq, a predicted model, not a curated record